This is a messenger RNA of Solanum lycopersicum (tomato), 4116 nucleotides long. Its product is annotated as polyadenylation and cleavage factor homolog 4. Gene Ontology annotation, molecular function: RNA polymerase II complex binding; mRNA binding. NCBI's taxonomy places the organism in Eukaryota, Viridiplantae, Streptophyta, Magnoliopsida, Solanales, Solanaceae. Gene Ontology annotation, biological process: termination of RNA polymerase II transcription. The record is from RefSeq and is a predicted model, not a curated record. Gene Ontology annotation, cellular component: cytoplasm; mRNA cleavage factor complex.
UAUAUAUAGGAGCUACACUUUUACCCAAAUCAAUCAAAAACCCUAUCUCCUAUUCCAAUUUACAGCUGAAAAUCCCCAAUUGAAGCUCACAAUUUCAGUUCUGUAUAUAUAUAACGAUCAGAUUUAGUCUCUUUGAUUCGAGUUGUUCUUGAAAUUUACAUGAAAUUAGUAAUAAGCAGUGAUUUUGUUGUUUGUUUUGAUUUUGCGUUUUUUUUAAUAGCAAUUUUGGAUGUAACCGAUGUAAAAUAGUUUGAAUUUAGGGUUAGUUUUUUCUUUUAUUAUUUGAUGAUUGUUUGGAUAAAGUGAUGGAAAUGGAGGGUUCUCGUAGACCAUUUGAUAGAUCAAGAUUGGAGCCAGGACCUAAGAAACCAAGAUUAGUCGAAGCCCCAAUUGGAACUGAGCGAGGUUCUAAUGGGAGAAGCUUUAUUCCUCAACGGGGAGCUGGGAAUUCGAGGAUUCGAGCUAGUGAUAAAGGGGGAGACUCGGAAAACAGUGAUUCGAUUCGCGGGUCUUUUCAACAGCAGACGCAGCAUCAGGAGCUAGUGAGUCAAUAUAAGACGGCUUUAGCUGAACUAACAUUUAAUUCAAAGCCGAUAAUUACAAACUUGACUAUUAUUGCUGGUGAGAAUUUGCAAGCGGCCAAGGCAAUUGCUGCUACUAUCUGCAACAACAUUAUUGAGGUUCCUACUGAGCAAAAGUUGCCAUCUCUAUAUCUUUUGGACAGUAUUGUGAAGAACAUCGGGCGGGAUUAUAUCAAGUAUUUUGCCACCAGGCUGCCUGAGGUUUUCUCCAAAGCUUAUAGACAGGUUGAACCUUCAGUACAUCCUGGGAUGCGACAUCUUUUUGGAACUUGGAAAGGAGUAUUCCCCCCUCAACAACUACAAUUAAUUGAGAAGGAGCUCGGAUUUACUACCGGUGUCAACGGCUCAUCAUCAGGGACAUCUAGGCCUGAUCCACAGGCUCAACGACCUGCACAUAGCAUUCAUGUAAAUCCAAAAUAUCUGGAGGCACGGCAACGUCUACAGCAAUCAACCAGGGCAAAAGGAGCAGCUAGUGACAUCAGCAGUACUGUUAAUGUAAAUGAGGACGCAGAGAGACCAGAGAGAACGACCAGUGUUAGUUCUGGAAGAUCAUGGAUUGAUCCCUCCAUUAAGCGUGCUCAGAAAGAAAAGUUGAAUGAGCAUGUUCCUGAGAAAACUAUCAGUGCAGCAUAUGGGGAUUCGGAUUAUGCUUCUGAUCUGCCAAGUCGUGCUGCCUUUGGAGUAGGAAGAGGAGGUGAAAGAUUUAAAGAACAGGGGUUCGAUAAACCUUGGUAUGAUUCGGGGGCUGGUAAAAUAUUGAGCCAAAGAAGCAGCUUGGACACUAAGCAUGAUUUCCAAAGUAUACCCCAAAAAUCUGCAACCUCUGAUGCACAUCCACAACUAAUACCGUCCUUACCAAAUAGAACCAGUACUUUAACGGAUAGGAGCUGGAAGAAUUCCGAGGAAGAGGAGUACAUGUGGGAUGAUGUAAAUAAUGCAGCUAAAGACCGGUGGGCAUCUGAGGAUUCAGAUAAAUCUGACUUAGAAAAUCAACUACGGAGACCACAAAGCAUAAGGGAGGUCGGGUUAAGGGCUGAUAGUGAAGCCUCAGCUGAUUCUCCUUCUGCCGAAGAAAGAGGGCCAGCUUCUUUUGGGAAUCAAAUGUCAGCAAUGUGGUCCAGGGGAUCACAUGCUUUAGAUGGAGCUAGGCAUUCAGCUUCUGUUCAAGGUGCUCCAGUUCAUUCAGAAGGCUAUCAAACUUCUUUCAGUGGGUUGUCAAAAGUUGCAAAUUCAGUAAGUAGGGCAUCUUACAAGUUACAGACAGGUUCAGUCCAUGUUGGAACGCAAAAUAUUGGGCCGAUGAAUGCAACUCUGGAAUCCAGGGGAUCCAUAGUGCAACAGGGAGAGACUCUCAGAGCUGCCUCUCCCUCUGCUCAGUCACCAAUGCAUCACCUUCCUCCAUCCCCAUCACUUAUAACAAGCAACAGUAAUCAAGUAAUUAACAGUCCCGCUGAGCAGUACCAGAUGCAAACCAGUUCUCGUUCUGAUCCAAGACUAUCCCAAAUCUCAAGGAGGUCAAAUCUAGAUCCUCGUAACCAGUAUGCCCAGGAAUCUCUGACAAUGCCAUCUCGGAAUACCAUUUCAGUUAAUUCACAAAGACAACACCCUCCAAGUUUGCAGAAUUCGUCUGCCUUGUCUUCUUCUCAUCAGUUGAGACAGAAGGUUCAGCGGGAAAGCCUGGAAUCUGAAUAUUCUGUACAAACCAAGAAUUCAACAGUUCCUGAGAUUUCAGGUUUUCCUGAUCCCUCUAGCACUAGCAGUUUGUUGGCUGCUGUUUUGAAGAGUGGAGUCAUUGGUAAUAAAUCGAGUUCUGGUACUACGUCAAGUUCUCUUGAUAAGGGUGCUCUCUCAUCCCAAGCCAGUGCACAGCCUCAUCCCGCCCAGUUUUCCACAUCUGGGCCUAGGAUACCGCCGGCCUCUGUCACUAGUCUAUCAAUGGACAGAAAUGCUUCGAACUCUCCAAAUUAUUCCCAGAGAAAUGUAGAACAGCCACCAUUGCCACCUGGUCUGCCUCCAACUCUUGCAGGUACUGCAUCAUCGCAGACGCCGAAUGCACCAAAUAUUGCUUCCAGUCCUCUUUCAAGUAUUUUGAGUACAUUGGUGGCGAAGGGGUUAAUAUCCGCAUCAAAGAAGGACCCUCCUAUUUAUACUCCUUCAGAUACACCUCCUCAAACUCAGAACCUUAUUCCACCUGCAAGUUCCAUUUCAACUCCUGCUUUAUCUGCUCCAACAUCUUCAUCUGUUCCUUCUUCAGCUCAUAAGGAUGAACUUUCACACUCGAAACCUUCUGCUGAAACUCCUGAGGUCUUACUUCAGUCCAUGAAAGAAGAGGCAAAAAGUCUCAUUGGGCUUGUAUUUAAGCCAGAUGUGAUUCGGAAUUCUCAUCCUGCUGUGAUCAGUGACCUUGUUGAUGAUGUUCCACUUCAGUGUGGAAUAUGCGGUUUUGGAUUUAAAUUCCAAGUGAAACUUGAUAGACACUUGGAAUGGCACUCAUUGAGAAAUCCAGAUGUCAAACUGUUGAAUAAUUCAAGAAAGUGGUAUUUAAAUUCUGGGGAAUGGAUUGCUGCAUUUGGUGGCCUCCCUUGUGGCGAUAAAUCUGAAGGGCCAGCUGGAGGUUCUAGUGAGACAUCAGAAUGUACUGAGACCAUGGUUCCUGCAGAUGAAUGUCAAUGUGUGUGUGUUUUGUGUGGUGAGUUUUUUGAAGACUUCUACAAUGAAGAAAGUGAUGAAUGGAUGUUCAAAGAUGCUGUUUACAUGAGUAUUCCAAGUGAAAGUGAUUGUCAGGGUCCGAUAGUCCACAAGAACUGUAUUUCAGAAAGUUCUUGUCAAGAGUUGGGGUUUGCCUAGGAUAUAAAACUGGUGUUGGAUGCUUGAUUUUUGUCUCUUAAUCGAAGACAACCAGGUUCAUUUUGAAUUACUUGUAAUGAUUAUACAUCUUCUUGCUUAGUAAGCCUCUUCCAUGCUUUUGUUUGAAACGACAAUGAAAUGGAAAUUCUAGAUACUAGAACAGUUUGCGCAUCAUAUCUUCCUCAAUUUGAUACUUUCUGUCCACUUACAAUUGUCCUCAGUGACGUUUUCAGUUUCAGUUAUUGAUGCUAUUGAACAAACUAUUGAACAAAAAUCAUCCAGCUGCAAUUCUGUUCAAGAUCCAACUUAUACUUAAGCAAGCUACUGAGUGUGCAUUCACUUUGUUAGAACAUUAAGGGCUUAAAACUUUUACUAAUUGUCUAGAGCCUCGGCAACUUUGUCCCUUUUAAGUUCUCGGACACUUGGACUAUCAUUGCAACCAUAUUGUUGGUUUUAGAUAAUGGAUAUUCCCAGAUUAUGAUAGAAGUUCUUUGUUUAUUGGGAUGUAAUUUCAUUGCCUGUAUGUUUAUUGCAAGUCCUUGGUUUUUACUUCUAGUAGAAAGUAGGAGGUUCUUGAAGCUGUCGACUGAAUGUUCGUUCACAUUAGUUGCUGCUCAAGCUGAUGAGAACCUUUACAUACACAAACAUCUGUGGAAUUGUUCAUUGUGAAUUUUUUUUGUGCUCAACA